Molecule: messenger RNA, 1782 nt
Organism: Magnusiomyces paraingens
Lineage: Eukaryota; Fungi; Ascomycota; Dipodascomycetes; Dipodascales; Dipodascaceae
Exons: 4
Coding region: 1-1782 (593 amino acids)
Biological process (GO): carboxylic acid metabolic process; sphingolipid catabolic process
Cellular component (GO): endoplasmic reticulum
Molecular function (GO): pyridoxal phosphate binding; sphinganine-1-phosphate aldolase activity
Source: RefSeq, a predicted model, not a curated record
AUGACAUUGCUUUCUUCGAACUCAGAUUGUGCAGCCAUCCAAAAGGCCCAUGAGUAUCUCGACAUUGCGCUCCAGCAUCCUCUGGCUGUAGAACUACUUAACCAGCCUUUGACAAAGCAGUUUCUCACUUACUAUGAAAAUGCUUCACCUUUUGAGCGGUACUUUUUGCCUAGUAUGUCCUCUCAAAAUCUACACUCUAGAAACCCUCUCACUAACCCUAAAAGUCUUGCCGUAAAAUACUUCAAUAAAGCCUUGGGACAUGUUUGGAGGUACGGGCCAAUUGGUACUUUUCUGCUGAUAUGGCACUCCAUAGCAACUUACUUCUUUACAAAGUUCCAGCAAAUCCCCUUUGUCAAGAAGAAAGUCGACCAGGAAGUCACCAAAGUCCUUGACAAAAUUGAAGAUGAUCUCAUUGACCGCUCUCUCACCUAUUAUACUAAACUCCCAGAGUCCGGUUGGUCUCCGGACAGAGUUACCCAGGAACUCGAAAAAAAUACCCAAAUGAAACACACCAAAUGGGAAGAAGGUAGAGUCUCGGGUGCCGUCUACCACGGUGGCCAGGAUAUUUUAAAAAUUCAAUCUAAGGCUUACUCUCUCUACUCAGUCGCAAACCAACUUCAUCCUGACGUGUUCCCCGCUGUCCGCAAAAUGGAGUCAGAAGUCGUGGCAAUGGUUCUUAAACUUUACAAUGCCCCAAAGGGCGCAGAAGGUACUUCCACCUCUGGUGGCACUGAAUCCCUGCUCCUCGCAUGUCUCGCCGCUCGUGAAAAGGCCUUCCGUGAGCGUGGAAUCACAGAACCCGAAAUCAUUGCCCCAGAAACCAUUCACGCUGGUUUCGACAAGGCCGCUUACUACUUUAAAAUGAAGCUCAUCCAUGCUCCUCUAGACCCUAAAACCUUCCAGGUCGAUCUUAAGGCUGUCAAGCGUCUCAUCAAUAAAAAUACCGUCUUGCUUGCCGGCUCUGCCCCUAACUUCCCCCACGGCAUCAUUGACAAUAUCGAGGGUCUUAGUAAACUAGCCCUGCGCUAUAAAAUUCCUCUCCACGUCGACGCCUGCCUCGGCUCCUUUAUUGUCCCCUUCUUGGACAAGGCUGGCUUUGGUAAGGGCGUCCCGCUCUUUGACUUUAGAGUCCCCGGUGUCACUUCCAUUUCCUGCGACACUCAUAAGUACGGCUUUGCUCCCAAGGGUUCUUCCAUCAUCAUGUACCGCACAAACGAAAUGCGUCAGUACCAGUACUACAUCACUGCAAAGUGGACUGGUGGUCUCUACGCUUCUCCAACUUUGGCUGGAUCCCGUCCAGGUGCCCUUAUGGUUGGCUGCUGGGCAACCCUGAUGGCUAUCGGCGAAAAGGGCUACACUGAGUCGUGUCGCGAGAUUGUCGGGGCUGCUCGUCGUAUCAAGUCUUUUGUGCGUGAAGACCCAGAUCUCAAGGACCUGCUCGACGUCAUUGGGGAGCCUCUUGGCUCUGUGGUGUCGUUCAAGUCGUCUGCCGUGUCUGUCUAUGCCCUGGCCGAUCAUAUGAACAAGAAGGGUUGGCAUCUCAAUGCCCUGCAAAGACCCGCAGCCAUUCACAUUGCAGUUACCCGUUUGACAGUCCCCGUUGUCGAUGAGUUUCUUACUGAUCUUAAGGCUACGGUCUGUGAGCUCAAGGAAAGCAAUAUCACUCCGGAAAGCUCCAAGAGCGAUACUACCGUGCUCUACGGUGUUGCAGGGAGUGUCAAGACUGUGGGUGUGGCAGACCGUUUGGCUGCUGGCUUUCUUGACUGCCUUUACAAGGUAUAA